Messenger RNA from Xiphias gladius (swordfish), 2491 nucleotides. RefSeq names its product probable gluconokinase. Gene Ontology annotation, molecular function: gluconokinase activity. The transcript has 5 exons. Gene Ontology annotation, cellular component: cytoplasm. NCBI's taxonomy places the organism in Eukaryota, Metazoa, Chordata, Actinopteri, Istiophoriformes, Xiphiidae. The coding region runs from base 221 to 898 and encodes 225 amino acids. The record is from RefSeq and is a predicted model, not a curated record.
AAAGAUGGUAGCACUUCUCAGAGCUAAUGGAAUAUGCUUAGUGGUAGCCUACGCCUGUGCUAAGUUUUCUACUUAGUUAACGACUGUAUAUCCCAGUAGCUACGGCAGCACUACCAGUUCAUUAUCAAAUGUAACGGAAUGUUACUCUGCAAAUGGUGCCUGGACUUUACUUGGUUCAGGUGAGGAACUUCCUUUGGGUGUCUGAAAAUCUACAGACAGGAUGAUCUACAUCAUAAUGGGAGUCUCAGGCUGUGGAAAAAGCAGCUUAGGGGCUUUUCUUUCAGAAAAGGUAAGUGAAUCCAGCCCCUCUCUACACAUACACACAAAUACUCCCUCCAUGCAUGUGCACACACACUACUUGAUACUCACCUGUAUGUGUGUUUCCAUUCGUCAGCUGGGCUGGCCCAUGCACGAAGGGGAUAACUUCCACCCACAGGGGAACGUUGAGAAGAUGGCUCGGGGUGAACCGCUCACAGACAAGGACAGAUUGCCUUGGCUUCUCAAAUUACAUGAUGUCAUUCAGAGAGAAAGGUGUUCAGGCUCCAAUGCUUUUGUGGCAUGCUCUGCCCUGACGCGACUCUACAGACAGGUCCUGCUCUAUGGCUCCCAAGCCCUCGCUCUCUCUUCCAGUCCAGACCAAGAAAUCCUGCCUCCCAUCGCUCCUGAUGUGUUUUUUGUCUUCCUACACGGUGACUACGAUCUCAUAUACCAGAGGAUGACGUCCCGGAGGGGACAUUACAUGAAAGCAGACCUGCUGCGUUCCCAGUUUGAUGUUUUAGAGCCUCCACUGGAUGAGGAGAAUGUGUUGUCACUGGACAUCAGGAGGAGCAUUACCGAUAUGGCCAUGGAGGUCGAAAGGCACAUUAUCAGCCUCAAGUCGUCACCAGUGAUACCGUGACCACCAAAGCAGACUGAAAAGAGAGGCCAUCAUCAUCAUGCUUUCAGGUAUUAUCAGUUUUUAGGGAUGGCAGCGUUGGUUUGAAAGUCCAACACUUUGGUCCAGACUGAAAUAUCUCAACACCUACUGGAUGGAUUUCCAUGAAAUUUUGUACAGACAGUCAUGGCACCCAUAAGAUGAAAGCUACUGACUAAGGUGAUUCCAUAGGUCAAAGAUUUCACUUAUUCAGUGAAAUAUCCCCACAUCUUUCAGUAGAAUAUCCCUAAAAUCUUAAAUGAAUAAGGUUAUAAAAUAACCUGUCAGGGAACAAGAGCAUCAGCAGGCUACUGAACAUAAGCCGAAACAGAGCUGCAGCAGCGGUUAGGAGGUACAGGAAGAGCCUGUACUACCAGUAACGGAGGGCAUAGUAUUAAACAUCUAUUUCAUGUUUAUGGCCAAAUACAUGCAAACCGAUGGCAUUCCCAUAAUGCUCAGCUGUACUUUGUGUUUAGUGCUAAUCAAACGUUAGGAUGCUAACACACUAAGCUAAGAUGAUUAGCAUCAACGUGAUAGCACUGUCAUUGUUAGCAGGUAAAUGUUCACAUUUAGCUCAAAGCACGGCUGGGCACGACUGUGGACUGCAAAUCCUGUCAUGAUCCAAAGUUCGUGUCUCGUCCAUGUCUUAGUGAAGGUGAGAAGUAAAUCGCUGUCACAGUUGUGGUGCUGGAUCACAGAGCGGCUUGCACCGCAGUGGGAAUUUUGGUUUUGAUCUACUCAUUAGCGCGGCAGUAGAGGAUGAAGUACAUAACUGUGAGAUCUUGUGGUGCAUCUGUGAUUCUGAAAACAACUCGUUAGCUGAAAACAUUGCAAACACAGUCUUAAGUGCCAUUUCCAGUAUAUGCAGCAGAGUGUUUGACCAAAAAGGUUUUUUGGUUGUUUGUUUUUUGUUGUUGUUUGUCGUUGUUUGUUUUUUGUGAAUGAGAUAAGAACCUCCAAGAAAUGCAACAAAGAAAAAGGCAAGAUGUUCACGUGCAUUUUGAGAGUGUGGAUAUUAGCUCUUUAUGAACGUAUGAAGAGGACUGGAAGUCUUUGCACUGUGAAGAUUCAACGUUUUCACAGUAAUUUUGUUGUGGAAUAUCAUUUGUCUGUUUGACUGCACACUGGACAAGUUACGAAGGACAAAUGCCUUGGGAACAUUUUUAAUCCAAAAUGAUAUGCAAAUACUUUUUAAAAGAAAAUUAACCUGACUGUGCAAAAAAUGUAUAGAGGUCUUUACUGAUUAAAUCAGUUUGUGUCUAUUUUGUUACGUCUGAAAGUGACAGGCAACAUUUACAUUGGAAAUUUCUUUUUGGCUUUGUAGUCACUGUGUUGGGUUGAUCCACAAUUGCACUGGUACAGUUUAAUGAAAUAAAAAUGAACCGAUGAUGACUUUUGUUGAACAUUUUAUACCUCAAGUUUUGGAAUCCUGUGUUGAAUAUUUUAUUUUGACAUUGUAUUUAAAGGUUUGCAUCAUGUGCCCACAAAACGGAGAACUAAAGCUGCAACUAAUAAUUUCCAUUAAUGAUUAAUCUGCCAGUUACUUUCUUGAUUUAUUGAUGAAUUGUUUGAUCUGUA